AUGAAUCAAAAUUUUAAAGAAGGACUGCCAGUUAUCAAUGACAGCAAUAAUAAUUCAAUCAAUAAAGAGAGUAUUCAACCUUGUUAUUUCUAGAAAAAUAAGCAAGGGAUAAAUUAAAUGUAACCAUCAUAAGAAAACAUUUUUGAGAAAAAGUUUCUUGUAAAUUAUGAUCGCUAAGGCCAAUUUAGCAAGAAGUCAUCACAUAGAAAAUCCUAAUAGGUUGAUUUACAUAAUGACAUUUCUCUGUCAAAGAUUUCACAUUAAAUUAGCUUAAAUACUACAUCCAUUUAUAAUAAGACUUCAAAUAGUGCUAAACGCACAAAAUCUUAACUCACAUCAAAGCCAAGUUAAAAAGACAUUAGAUAAGAGUAUGGAGCUAACAAGCUCUAGGAUAGACUAGAAGGCUUAGAUGUCAUAAAAGAGAAGAGAAAGCAUUGA
Messenger RNA from Stylonychia lemnae, 438 nucleotides. Lineage: Eukaryota; Ciliophora; Spirotrichea; Sporadotrichida; Oxytrichidae. The record is from the annotation of a GenBank genome assembly.